UAAAUUUAAAAUUUAAAUAGACGCCACUGCUCCACAGCACCGACUGAUACUUGUUAGGAGCGAAGUUUGUCAAUAUUUACCGUUUUCGACAUCGUUUUCUCAGGUGAAUGGCCUCCUUUGACGGUCUGAAAAGAGAGAUAAGAGUUCUUGAAAAACUAUUCCAUUCAGAACACGAAAGAUUUCGCGUAAAAGCUUGCGGCCUCGACGAAUUAUGCUGUCAGUUUAUCGGUGUCAAUUCGGAGACAUUUGUAGUACGUUGUACGAUUUAUGAAUCGUAUCCGUCCGUUGCCCCUGUGUGGUUUACUGAAAUGGACGAACAAGCCGUUGUCGAGGCUGUGGAGAAAGUAUCAGAAAUGGCGGAAAGUCAAGAGAAAAUAUUGCUCACCGAAAUGACGAAAUGUCUUCUGGAAGAGUUGUGUAGAAGGCUUGAUUGUAGAACUCCAGAGAUUUUGAUCAAUUUGGACGAAUGGGAGGAUGAUACUUCGACAAAUGAUGAAAAGAAAAAGCUUCAUGAAGUUGAAGAGGAUGACGAAUUUGAAGAUGAGGAUGACUUUGAUGACUUUGAUGACAAUUAUGGGCUGGAGGAAAAUUUGAGAGAGGAGAAAGAUAAUUUUCCUGAUGAGAUGAGUGAAGAAAACUUUGUAUUUCUUGAGAAACUGAAAUUGCGACAAAGGGAAGAACAUCUUCAGGGUGUCGUGUCAGGAUCCGUUCAAGCUAGUGAUAGAUUGAUGAAAGAAUUACGCGAAGUCUACCGAUCGGAAAGCUUCAAAAAUGGACUAUAUCAAGUUUCGUUGAAUGGUGAUAGUCUUUACGAUUGGGAUAGACAUUCUCAAGGUGGAUUCUGAUAGCCUGCUUCACAAAGAUUUGAUUCAAUUGAAGAA
Molecule: messenger RNA, 881 nt
Organism: Xenia sp. Carnegie-2017
Lineage: Eukaryota; Metazoa; Cnidaria; Anthozoa; Malacalcyonacea; Xeniidae
Product: ubiquitin-conjugating enzyme E2 Q2-like
Exons: 9
Coding region: 108-845 (245 amino acids)
Source: RefSeq, a predicted model, not a curated record